UUUACAUAAUAAGGAAAAAAAAAGAAUAAAGGUAACAAACAUAUAAGGAAAAUUCGGUCAAUUUUUGUUACCCAAAAUCUGAGCACAGUGCCAUAGUCGACGGUGCUCUUACUGUCCCGGACCUCAAUUCCAUGGUUUUCCCUAUCCUCAACACUCAAGAGAGAGGUUUCUUUUUCUUUUUCUUUCACUUUCUCGUUUUAUUGUAAUUAACUCCAUUUCCAUGGUCUUCUUCUUCGAACCCUAACCGACUGCAAAGGAGGGAACGCCGGUGAAAAACAAGAGCCGAUGGAGUCAUCGUCUCCGGCGGAGUCGAUGAUCCUUCUAGAAGAUUUUGGUCAAAAGGUUGACCUUACUCGGCGAAUCCGAGAGGUUCUGGUGAACUAUCCAGAGGGGACGACGGUGCUCAAGGAGCUUAUUCAGAACGCCGAUGAUGCCGGAGCCACCAAAGUUUGCCUUUGCCUGGAUCGUAGAGACCAUGGCUCAGACUCAUUGCUUUCCCAGACUUUGUCUCAGUGGCAGGGUCCUUCGCUUUUGGCUUACAACGAUGCCGUCUUUACCGAGGACGAUUUCGUUAGUAUUUCGAGGAUCGGUGGGAGUACUAAACACAGCCAGGCUUGGAAGACUGGCCGAUUUGGGGUUGGCUUCAACUCAGUGUACCAUUUAACAGAUUUGCCGUCUUUUGUGAGUGGAAACUAUGUUGUAUUAUUCGAUCCUCAGGGAAUAUAUCUUCCUAACGUGUCUGCAUCCAAUCCUGGCAAACGAAUUGAUUUUGUUAGUUCUUCAGCCAUCUCGGUGUACAGAGAUCAAUUUUUUCCAUAUUGUGCUUUUGGAUGUGACAUGACAAGUCCUUUUGCGGGAACACUAUUCCGUUUCCCGCUGAGGAAUGCAGAUCAGGCUGCUGGAAGUAAGCUAUCAAGGCAGGCAUAUCUGGAGGAUGACAUUUCUUCCAUGUUUCUUCAGCUUUAUGAGGAGGGAGUAUUCACAUUACUUUUUCUAAAGAGUGUAUUAUGUGUUGAAAUGUAUGUAUGGGAUGCUAAGGAGCCUCAACCUAGAAAGCUUUACUCAUGUUGUGUUACUCCAGCGAAUCAUGAUAUUAUUUGGCAUCGACAAACAGUACUGAGGUUGUCAAAGUCGAUCAAUUCUACAGAUACUGAAAUGGACUGCUAUUCAUUGAACUUCUCGAGGGAGGCAGUAACUGGGAACCUUACUGAGAAGAAGGUGGAUUCUUUUUAUAUUGUACAAACAAUGGCAUCAACAUCCAGUAGGAUUGGUUCUUUUGCUGCCACUGCUUCUAAAGAAUAUGAUAUUCACUUGCUGCCAUGGGCAUCAGUUGCAGCAUGCACGUCUGAUAUUUCAUUGCAGGAUGAUGAUGGUCUUAGGAUUGGUCGGGCUUUCUGUUUUCUUCCUUUGCCUGUAAGAACUGGUUUGUCUGUGCAAGUUAAUGGAUACUUUGAGGUUGCAUCAAACCGUCGUGGCAUCUGGUAUGGAGAAGACAUGGACAGAGGUGGAAAAAUUCGUUCAGUUUGGAACAGGCUCCUUUUAGAAGAUGUUGUAGCUCCAAGUUUUAGACAACUACUGCUUGGUGUACAAGGAUUGCUGGAUUCCAAAAAAAUGUACUACUCUUUGUGGCCUACUGGUUCUUUUGAAGAGCCAUGGAACAUUUUGGUUGAGCAGGUGUAUGCAAAUAUUUCUGAUGCUCCUGUACUGUAUUCAGAUCUUGGGGGUGGGAAAUGGGUUUCACCAAUUGAUGCUUUUCUGCACGAUGAAGAAUUUUCUAAAAGUAAGGAACUCGGUGAUGCUCUAAUGCAUCUAGGAAUGCCCAUUGUGCGUUUGCCGUCCUUUUUAUUUAACAUGCUUUUGAAAUGUGCCUCUACAUUUCAGCAGAAGGUUGUCACUCCUGAUACAGCGCGUCAUUUUCUUAGAGAAUGCAAAUCUCUGUCAACUUUGAGUAAAUCUUACAAGCUUGUGUUGCUGGGAUAUUGUCUCGAAGACUUGGUUGACAUAGAUGUUGGUACACAUGCCUCUAACUUGCCUCUGCUUCCAUUGGCAAAUGGUGAUUUUGGAUUAUUCUUCGAAGCCUCAAAAGGACUUUCCUAUUUUAUAUGUAAUGAGUUAGAGUAUAUGUUGCUUCAACCAAUACACGAUAGAGUUAUUGACCGGAAUAUUCCUUCUAACUUAAUGAGUAGACUUGCUGCUAUUGCAAAGUCAUUGAAGGCAAACCUUUGUAUUUUCAAUGUCCAUUACCUGCUUCAGUUUUUCCCAAGGUUCGUACCUGCUGAAUGGAAGUAUGAGAACAAAGUUUCUUGGGAUCCAGAUACUUGUGAACAUCCGACCUCUGCAUGGGUAAUGCUAUUUUGGCAGUAUCUGAAAAACCAUUGUGAAGAGUUAUCAUUGUUCAGCGAUUGGCCCAUCUUGCCAUCCAUAUCUGGGCAUCUUUAUAGAACCUCUAAACAAUCAAAAAUGAUUAAUGCAGAAAAGCUUUUGAAGAAGAUACGAGACAUACUCAUUAAAAUUGGAUGCAAGAUACUAAAUCCUGAUUAUGGAAUUGAUCACUCAAACUUAUCUGAUUAUGUAAAUGAUAGUAAUGGUGUAUGUAUUUUGGAAUCCAUUUAUGAUGUUGUGACCUCAGGUGGUGGUGUAAUACCCACAUUUUUUAACAAUUUGAAUGCAGAAGAGAGGGAUGAACUUCGAGGAUUUCUUCUUGAUUCAAAGUGGUAUUAUAGCGAUUCGAUGAAUGGGUCUGACAUAAGAAAUUGCAAAAGGCUGCCUAUUUUUAAAGUUCAUGCUGUGGGGUCUACUCCAGAGUUUAACUUUUCUGAUCUUGAAAGUUCACAAAAGUACUUACCUCCAGCAGAUAUUCCUGAGUGCUUUUUGGGAGAUGACUUCAUUAUCAGCACUUCAAAUAGUGAGGAAGAGAUUUUGUUAAGAUAUUUUGGCAUUGGGAGAAUGGGGAAGGCACAUUUCUACAAGAAAUAUGUGUUAAAUAGAAUUUCGGAGUUGGAAUCUGAAGUUCGUGACCAAGUUAUUCUUUCUAUAUUGCAAAAUUUACCACAAUUGUGCAUCGAGGACGUAUCUUUCAGGGAUUGUUUGAGAAGCUUGGAAUUUGUUCCAACCCAUAGUGGCGCUGUUAAGCGUCCAAAUAUGUUGUAUGAUCCACGUAUCGAAGAAUUAUUUGCAUUACUAGAAGACUCUGAUAGUUUCCCUUAUGGUAUUUUCCAAGAAUCUCACAUUUUGGACAUGCUACAAGGUUUAGGCCUUAGAACAUCAGUUUCCCACGAGACAAUUAUACAUAGUGCUCGACAAGUAGAACAAUUAAUGCACAAGGAUCAGCAACGAGCAUAUUCAAGAGGCAAGGUUCUUUUGUCCUACUUAGAAGUGAAUGCAAUAAAGUGGAUACCUGAUACAAUGGAUGGUGAACAAGGUAAAGUGAAUAAAAUGUUCUCCCGAGCUGCUUAUAUAUUCAGACCUUCCAACUUAAAAUCCAACCUAGAAAAGUUCUGGAAUGAUCUAAGGUUGAUAAGUUGGUGUCCUGUAUUAGUUCAUGCUCCAUUUCAAGCUUUACCAUGGCCUAUAGUUUCAUCCAUGGUUGCUCCUCCAAAGCUUGUGAGGCUGCAAACGGACUUGUGGCUUGUUUCAGCAAGUAUGCGGAUACUUGAUGGAGAGUGUUCGUCCACUGCAUUAUCAUAUUGCUUGGGAUGGUCAAUUCCACCAGGUGGAAGCGUAAUUGCUGCUCAACUACUUGAGCUUGGAAAAAAUAAUGAGAUUGUGAAUGAUCAGGUACUGCGGCAGGAAUUAGCUUUGGCAAUGCCAAGGAUUUAUGCAAUACUAACAAGCUUGAUUGGCUCAGAUGAGAUGGACAUUGUUAAGGCAGUACUUGAAGGUUGUCGAUGGAUUUGGGUUGGUGAUGGAUUUGCAACUGCUGAUGAGGUUGUCCUGGAUGGUCCUCUUCACUUGGCUCCUUAUAUUCGUGUUAUACCAAUUGAUUUAGCAGUUUUCAAGGAGUUAUUUUCUGAACUUGGCAUCCGACAAUUCUUGAAGUCCACUGAUUUUGGUGAUAUUUUAUGUAGAAUGGCUGUGAAGAAAGAUUCAUCUCCUCUUGAUGCACACGAACUUAGGGCAGCCAUAUUAAUUGUACAGCAUCUUGCUGAAGUUCCGUUGCAUGAACAAAAAGUAAAGAUUUAUUUACCUGAUGUAUCGUGCAGACUAUUUCCUGCUGGUGACUUGGUUUAUAAUGAUGCACCGUGGUUGCUUGGCUCAGAGGAUCCUGAUAAUCUUUUUAAUGUUACAUCUACAGUGGCCUUGAAUGCACAGAAAACAGUUCAGAAAUUUGUGCACGGGAACAUAUCUAAUGAUGUUGCAGAAAAACUUGGUGUCUGCUCGCUUCGCAGGAUUUUAUUAGCUGAAAGUGCUGAUUCAGUAAAUUUGAGUUUAUCUGGGGCUGCUGAAGCUUUUGGUCAGCAUGAGGCCCUUACAACUAGACUUAAACACAUUCUUGAAAUGUAUGCAGAUGGCCCUGGGAUUCUGUAUGAGCUUGUGCAAAAUGCGGAGGAUGCAGGUGCUUCUGAAGUGAGCUUUCUUUUGGAUAAAACUCAAUAUGGGACUUCUUCUAUUCUUUCUCCUGAAAUGGCAGAUUGGCAAGGUCCUGCAUUGUACUGUUUCAAUAAUUCUGUAUUCACUCCCCAAGACCUUUAUGCAAUCUCGCGUAUUGGCCAAGAAAGUAAACUAGAGAAGCCUUUUGCAAUUGGAAGAUUUGGUCUAGGUUUUAACUGUGUGUAUCAUUUUACAGACAUUCCCACGUUUGUUUCUGGUGAAAACAUUGUAAUGUUUGAUCCUCACGCUUGUCAUUUGCCUGGAAUAUCUCCAUCUCAUCCUGGUCUACGUAUUAAAUUUGCGGGAAGAAAGAUUUUGGAACAAUUUCCUGACCAAUUUUCUCCAUUCUUACACUUUGGCUGUGACUUGCAGCAUCCAUUUCCCGGAACCCUCUUUCGGUUUCCCCUCAGGAGUGCAAACGUUGCUGCUAGAAGCCAAAUAAAGAAAGAAGGAUAUGCACCUGAAGAUGUUGUUUCAUUGUUUGCUUCUUUCUCUCAAGUUGUUUCUGAUGCCUUACUUUUUCUGGGAAAUGUGAAAACUGUAUCUGUUUUUGUCAAGGAAGGAAGUGGACAAGAAAUGCAGCUUUUACAUCGUGUGCAGAAACAUUGCAUUAGAGAGUCUCAAAUGGAUUCCAAUUCGCCACAGGGUAUGUUUAGCUUUCUUGACGGGAGUCACCGCAGUGGAAUGGAUAAAAAUCAGUUCUUUCAAAAAUUAAACAAAGUAACAGAAAAGGACUUGCCAUAUAGAUGUCAAAAGAUUGUAAUAAAAGAGGAAAGUUCAUCUGGUAAUUUAUCACACUGUUGGGUAACCUCUGAAUGCCUAGGUAGAGGGCCAGCAAAGAAUAUGUCUGCACAGUCGAAUGACAAAUCAAAUGCUUUUAUCCCUUGGGCAUCGGUUGCUGCAUAUUUACAUUCUGUCAAUGUUGAUGGUGAACAUAUGAGUACUACAGAUUUGUUUCAAGUUCCGACGGAUUCCAUUCAAGAUAGGAAAGAUUUUCAAGGCCGUGCUUUUUGCUUUCUGCCGCUGCCAAUGAAUACUGGUCUUCCAGCUCACGUUAAUGCAUAUUUUGAAUUGUCGUCAAAUAGAAGAGACAUUUGGUUUGGUAAUGACAUGGCUGGGGGUGGCAAAAAGCGCUCAGAUUGGAAUCUCUACUUGCUUGAACAUGUUGUAGCCCCAGCUUAUGGGCGCAUGCUAGAGAAAAUUGCAUUGGAUAUUGGUCCAUCUGAUUUUUUCUUUUCAUUUUGGCCUAAAACAAUAGGAUUACAACCUUGGGCAUCAGUUGUCUGGAAGCUCUAUAUAUUCAUUGCAGAUUUCAGUUUACGAGUAUUGUACACAAAAGCUAGAGGGGGCCAAUGGAUUUCAACCAAACAUGCUAUAUUUCCUGAUUUUAUGUUUAACAAAGCACAACAGCUCACUGAAGUACUAUCAGACACUGGUUUACCUCUUGUUACUGUUUUAAAGCCAAUUGUUGAAAUAUUUAUGGAGGUGUGCCCGUCAUUGCAUUUCCUAACACCUCAAUUAUUACGAACUUUGUUGAUUCGAAAGCGACGUGAAUUCAAGGACAGAAAUGCUAUGAUCUUGACCCUUGAAUAUUGCUUACUUGACUUAAAAGUGCCAAUUGAACCUACUUGUUUGUAUGGUUUGCCUUUGCUUCCCCUCGCUGAUGGUUCAUUUACAAUAUUUGACAUGAAGGGGGCUGGUGAAAGAAUAUACAUUGCACAGGGAGAAGAGUAUGGGCUCCUCAAGGUUUCGAUUCCAAAUCAACUUGUGGACAAUGAGAUCCCAGAAGAAGUUUAUGGGAAAGUAUGCGACAUAGCUCUAAGAGAGGAUUCAAAUAUUUCUUUUUUAUCAUACCAUUUACUCGAGAAACUCCUUUUCAAAUUACUACCGGCAGAGUGGCAACAUGCAAAACAGGUGACUUGGGUUCCUGGUGCUCAAGGUCAACCAAGUUUGGAAUGGUUAAGACUUCUAUGGGACUAUCUCAAUUCUUCACAUGCCGAUCUGUCACUUUUUUCCAAGUGGCCCUUGUUACCUGUUGGGAACAAUUGUCUCUUGCAGCUAGUUGAAAAUUCACAUGUGAUUAGAGAUGAUGCAUGGAGUGAGAACAUGGCUUCUUUAUUGCUGAAGAUAGGAUGUCUUUUCUUAAGGUCUGACCUCCCAGUAGACCAUCCACAAUUGGAAAAUUUUGUUCAGCCACCUACAGUGACGGGUAUAUUAAAUGCACUUUUUGCUGUUGCUGGUAAAUUAGAGAACAUUGAGGAGCUUUUCCAAGAUGCAUCUGAAGCUGAGCUCCAUGAACUUCGAAGUUUCAUUCUCCAGUCCAAGUGGUUUUUGGAAGGGCAAGUGGGAAAACUACAUGUCGACAUCAUCAAACACCUACCAAUAUUUGAAUCGUAUAGAAGUAGAAAACUUGUAAGUUUGAGCAAUCCUAUCAAGUGGCUAAAACCUUAUGGUGUUCGAGAGGAUCUCUUAGAUGAUGAUUUUGUUCGCACAGACUCAGAGAAAGAAAAUAUUAUUUUGAGAAAGUAUUUAGAUAUAGGAGAACCUACCAAGGUAGAAUUUUACAAGAAUCAUGUCCUGAAUUGCAUGUCAAAAUUCUUCUCGCAAAGUGAAGUCCUUUCAGUUAUUUUGCAUGAGUUGAAGCUUCUAGUGGAAGAGGAUAUUUCUGUUAAAUCUUCAUUUUCUACAGUAGCUUUUGUUUUGGCAGCUGAUGGGUCUUGGCAGCAGCCGUCCAGGCUGUAUGAUCCACGAAGACCUGAGCUGCAAAUGGUACUACACAAUAAAGUCUUUUUCCCCUCUGAAAUUUUUUCGGAUACUGUUACUUUGGAUACUUUAGUUAUCUUUGGUCUUAGAAGAACUCUUGGCUUUACUGGUUUGCUUGACUGUGCCAGAUCAGUUUCUCUGUUCCAGGAUUCUAGACAAUCUGAGACAUCAAAUUAUGGGAGGAAUUUACUUGUUUGUAUGGAUGCCCUAUCACUUAAGCUGUCAAAUCAGAUAGAAGGAAAUUUUAAUGAAUCACAUGAUACCAGCAUAAAUAAUAAUUUUAGUGCUGAAGGUGAUGAUAUUGCACAGGUUUCAUCUCCUAACAGAGAGAAGAACUGUCUGAUAGAUGAUCUAAACAUUGGCUCGUUAAUUGGCGAAACUGAUGAUAAACCAGAAGAAGAAUUUUGGUCUGAAAUAAGAGAAAUUGCUUGGUGUCCAGUUUGUGCUGAUCCACCUAUAGAAGGACUCCCAUGGUUGAAAUCUACUUGUCAAGUAGCACCACCAAGCCUAGUGAGACCUAAGUCACAGAUGUGGAUGGUGUCCCAUUCAAUGCAUAUAUUAGACGGUGAAUGCCACUCACUGUACUUACAACUUAAGCUUGGUUGGACAGAUCAGAUCAACAUAGAUCUUUUAUUUACUCAGUUGAUUGGGCUCUCUACAUUCUAUGGCCAACUCAAGCUAACCUCGGUUCCACGAGUUGUUGUUGAUGCUGAGUUACAAAAGGGAAUUCCAUCUUUGUAUUUGAAGAUGCAGGAAUAUGUUGGUACCAAUGAGUUCAAUGAGCGUAAAUCAGCACUUGAUGGUAUUUCUUGGGUUUGGAUUGGGGAUGAUUUUGUAAGCUCAGAUGCCCUCGCAUUUGAUUCCCCUGUGAAAUUCUCUCCAUAUUUGUAUGUUGUUCCUUCUGAACUAUCAGAUUUUAGAAACCUACUCUUGGAAUUAGGUGUUGGGCUGAGUUUUGAUGUUUCAGACUACUUGCGUGUAUUGCAACGGUUACAAAGUGAUGUGAAAGGAUUUCCAUUGUCAACAGAUCAGUUAAGUUUUGUCCACUGCAUCCUUGAUGCUGUAGCAGAUUGUUGUUUAGAUAAGAAAUUGUCUGAGAUUUCUAGCACUCCACUCCUAAUUCCAGAUUUUUCUGGAGCUUUAAUUCAUAUAACAAAUCUUGUGUAUAAUGAUGCUCCGUGGAUGGACAACAAUACUCCAGUUGGAAAGCGCUUUGUUCAUCCAAGUGUUAGUAAUGAUUUGGCGAAUAGGUUGGGGGUACAAUCACUCCGAUGCAUCUCUUUAGUGGAUGAAGAAAUGACUAAAGACCUUCCUUGCAUGGACUAUGCUAGAAUUAAUGAGUUGUUGGCUUUGUAUGGGGACAGUGAUCUUUUAUUUUUUGAUCUGCUUGAGUUGGCAGAUAGUUGCAAAGCCAAGAAGCUACACCUAAUCUUUGACAAGAGGGAACAUCCUCGUCAGUCUUUACUACAACACAAUUUAGGUGAUUUUCAAGGGCCUGCUCUAGUGGCUGUUUUGGAAGGGACCAUUUUGAGCAGAGAGGAAGUUAGUAGUCUCCAGUUUCUACCUCCAUGGAGAUUACGAGGGAAUACUCUUAACUAUGGUUUGGGUUUACUUAGCUGCUAUUUUGUCAGUGAUCUUCUGUCAAUGGUUUCUGGUGGCUAUUUUUACAUAUUUGAUCCUUGUGGUUCAGCAUUUUCUGUUCCUCCAUCUCGUUCUCCGGCUGCCAAAGUGUUUUCUUUGACAGGUACAAACUUGGUUGACCGGUUCCAUGAUCAAUUCAGUCCUAUGCUUCUUGGUCAAAAUACACUAUGGUCAUCAUCAGAUUCAACGAUUAUUCGAAUGCCAUUAUCAUCAGAUUGUCUAAAAGAUGGAAUUGAGCUUGGGCUAAGAAGAAUAAAGCAGAUAAAUGACAGAUUUUUGGAGCAAGGGUCUAGAACACUUCUAUUCUUGAAGUCAGUUAUGCAGGUUUCACUCUUGACAUGGGAGGAAGAAGGUCACAAGCCAUGUGAAGAUUUUUCAAUUUGCAUUGAUCCUUCAUCUGCUAUCAUGAGAAAUCCUUUUUCUGAAAAAAAGUGGAGGAAGUUCCAAAUUUCUAGGUUAUUUAGUAGCUCAAAUGCUGCAAUAAAAUUGAAUGUAAUAGAUGUGACCACUAAACAAGGAGAAACCAGUUUUAUGGAUCAAUGGCUUGUUGUGCUCACCCUGGGGUCUGGGCAAACUAGAAACAUGGCUCUUGAUAGGCGGUAUCUGGCAUACAACUUGGCACCUAUUGGCGGAGUGGCAGCACAUAUAUCCCGGAAUGGCAACCCUGUUGAUUUUUGUGUAAUGAGUUCUCUGAUGUCCCCUCUUUCUCUUUCUGGUGGCAUAAAGUUGCCUGUCACCAUACUGGGAUGUUUCUUGCUUUGUCAUAAUGGCGGUCGUCAUCUCUUCAAAUACCAAGACCGAGAAGCCUCCACAGAAGCAUGGACUGAUGCUGGUAACCAAUUAAUCGAAGCUUGGAACACAGAGUUGAUGUCUUGUGUUCGCGAUUCAUAUAUUGAGUUAAUAUUAGAGAUCCAGAGGUUAAGACGAGAGCAUUCAAGUUCUGCAUUUGAGUCAACAGGACGAACACUCAGCCUAUUGUUGAAAGCUUAUGGGGAUCAGAUUUAUAACUUUUGGCCAAGGAGUUACAGCCAUGAUUUGAUCAGUCAACCUGGCGAUGGUAAUAAUUUAAUUCCAGCACAAGUUCUUAAGGCAGAUUGGGAUUGCAUAAUUGAGCAGGUAAUAAAGCCUUUCUAUGCUCGUGCUGUUGACCUUCCUCUAUGGAAACUAUACUCAGGAAAUCUAGUCAAGGCUGAAGAAGGUAUGUUUCUUUCACAACCGGGUAAUGGUGUAGGAGGUAAUCUUCUUCCAGCAACUGUCUGUGGCUUUGUAAAGGAGCAUUACCCGGUAUUUUCGGUACCAUGGGAGUUGGUGACAGAAAUCCAAGCUGUGGGGACGCCUAUACGAGAAGUAAAACCUAAAAUGGUUCGAGAUCUUCUAAGAGUUUCUAAAACAUCUAUUGUUCUACGAUCAGUUGAUACAUAUCUAGAUGUUCUUGAGUACUGUUUAUCUGAUAUUCAAAUUGGGGAAUCAUCCAUUUCAAUUGGACAUUCUUCAUUUUACAGUGAGGAUCAUGUUGUUGGGAGUACUUCUGCUUCUGUUACGGGCACCAAUAAUCGUAAUCUUCCUGCACUGUCCACCCAUAAUGCAAACAGUUCAGGAGAUGCCAUUGAAAUGGUGACAAGUUUGGGGAAGGCAUUAUUUGAUUUUGGCCGGGGAGUUGUGGAGGAUAUUGGUAGGACUGGAGGGCCCUUAACUCACAGGAGAACUGAUGCUGGCAAUAGUUGCAACAGUUUCGGAGGGGAUCAGAACCUUAUCUUAGUUGCAAAUGAACUCAAAGGUGUACCUUGUCCAACUGCAACAAACCAUUUAACAAAGUUGGGGAUUGCUGAACUUUGGGUAGGGAAUCAAGAGCAACAACUACUGAUGAAACCUUUAGGUGCGAAGUUUAUGCACCCUAAAGUGCUGGACAGAUCAACCUUGGCUGACAUUUUCUCAAAUGGCUUGAUGCAAACAUUACUGAAACUGCAAAACUUCUCUCUUCAGUUACUUGCUAGUCAUAUGAGACUAGUUUUUCAUGAAAAGUGGGUGAGUCAUGUGAUGGGCCCAAAUAUUGCUCCUUGGUUUUCAUGGGAGAAUUCAUCAGGUUCAGGAGGUGAAGAAGGUCCGUCAUCUGAAUGGAUAAGGCUCUUCUGGAAAAACUUUACUGGCUCUUUGGAUGACCUCCAACUUUUUUCAGACUGGCCAAUAAUUCCUGCUUUCCUUGGUAGACCAAUCCUCUGCCGUGUUAGGGAGCGUAACUUGGUAUUUGUUCCACCUGCUCUUACUGAUUUUGGCUCUGGAGAAGGUGCCUUGGACACAAAUGCUACAGAAAGUAGUGUUGCUUCUGACUCUGAAUCAGUUCAAUCUUAUAUUUCAGCUUUUGAAGUGGCCAAAACCAGAUACCCUUGGUUGUUACCAUUUUUGAAUCAAUGCAACAUCCCAAUUUUUGAUGUUGCGUUCAUGGACUGUGCUGCUCCAUGCAAUUGCUUACCAACUUCCAGCCAAUCAUUGGGUCAAGUUAUUGCUUCAAAGCUGGUUGCAGCUAAAGAUGCUGGUUAUUUUCCUGAAUUAUCGUCCUUUGCAGCCUCAAGUAGAGAUGAACUUCUUGCACUUUUUGCUAAUGAUUACUGGUCUAAUGGUUCUAAUUACAGAAGGGAGGAACUUGAGGUUUUGCGUUCUCUUUCUAUAUAUAAAACAGUUGUAGGGUCAUACACAAGAUUGCAAGGAAAUGCUCACUGUAUUAUCUCUUCAAACUCUUUUCUCAAACCACAUGAUGAGCAAUGCCUUUCUUAUUCCACAGACUCCAUGGAAUUUUCUUUACUUCAAGCACUUGGAGUUUCUGAAUUGCAUGAUCAACAGAUUUUACUUCGAUUUGGGUUGCCUGGGUUUGAAAACAAACCUGAGUCUGAACAGGAAGACAUACUAAUAUAUUUAUUUACAAAUUGGCAUGAUAUUCAACUAGAUUCUUCUUUAGUUGAAGCUUUAAAGGAAACUAAAUUUGUCAGGAAUGCUGAUGAAUUUUGCAUGGAUCUAUCUAAGCCUAAAGAAUUGUUUGAUCUUGGUGAUUCUUUAUUAACAUCUGUUUUCUCUGGUGAGAGAAAAAAAUUUCCUGGUGAAAGGUUUGGUACAGAUGGUUGGCUCCAUAUUUUAAGAAAAGUUGGGCUUCGAACUACUACAGAAGCAGAUGUUAUACUGGAAUGUGCGAAAAGAAUGGAGUUCCUUGGAAGUGAAUGCAUGAAAUCUGAUGAUUUAGAUGAUUUUGACAACUCAACUGGCUCACAGGCUGAAGUUUCAAUGGAAAUAUGGACAUUAGCUAGUUCAGUUAUCGAAACAAUUUUAUCAAAUUUUGCUGUCCUAUAUGGCAAUAAUUUCUGUACUCACCUUGGCAAGAUUGCAUGCGUACCUGCUGAAUUUGGCUUUCCAGAUGUUGGUGGCAGGAAGGGUGGCAAGAGAGUGCUCACUUCGUAUAGUGAAGCUAUUCUGUCAAAGGAUUGGCCCCUGGCUUGGAGUUGUGCUCCUAUUAUUUCGAGGAAAACUUUGGUACCUCCUCAGUACUCUUGGGGUUCACUCCCGCUGAGAAGCCCUCCUGCUUUUUCAACCGUCUUAAAACAUUUGCAGGUUAUCGGAAAGAAUGGCGGUGAAGACACACUUGCUCAUUGGCCAACUACAUCAGGCAUGAUGACCAUUGAUGAAGCUUCUUGUGAAGUUCUGAAGUAUCUGGAUCAGAUUUGGGGUUCUCUCUCUACUUCAGAUAUAAAAGAAUUGGAGAAAGUGCCUUUUAUCCCUGCUGCAAAUGGGACACGCUUGGUUAUAGCAAAUCUACUAUUUGCACGCCUGUCAAUUAACUUGUCUCCAUUUGCUUUUGAACUUCCUACCCCGUAUCUUCCUUUCGUGAAGGUUCUUAAAGAUUUGCGACUACAAGACACAUUAUCAGUUGCAUCUUCCAAGGAUCUUCUUUUGAAUCUUCAGAGUGCUUGUGGGUAUCAGAGGUUAAACCCAAAUGAACUUCGUGCAGUGUUUGAAAUUUUAUAUUUUAUCUGUGAUGGGGCUGAUGGGUCCCAAUGGACGUCAGAAGCAAUAGUUCCAGAUGAUGGCUGCAGACUAGUUCAUGCAAAAUCUUGUGUAUAUAUUGACUCCUAUGGCUCCCGCUUUGUCAAAAGCAUUGAGACUUCAAGAAUCAGAUUUAUUCACCCUGAUCUGCCAGAGAGAUUAUGUAUAGUUCUGGGGAUUAAAAAGUUGUCUGAUGUAGUAACAGAGGAAUUAGUUCACGAGGAGCAUUUACAAACACUUGAAUGUAUUGGCUCAGUUACACUCUUAGCCAUCAGAGAAAAACUGUUAAACAGAUCAUUUCAGGGUGCUGUUUGGACUGUUGUAAACAGCAUGGCCAGUUACAUUCCUGCACUAAAUAAUGUAGUUUUGGAGACCAUACAAAAUUCAUUAGAAUCUGUUGCAGGAAAAUUGCAGUUUGUUAAGUGCCUUCAUACUCGUUUCUUGUUGCUUCCAAAUUCUAUAGAAAUUACUCGUGCAGCUAAUGCAUCUAUUAUCCCAGAGUGUGCUGCUGGAUCCCAUAAUCAAAGACUUUAUUUUGUUGACCGAUCUAAAACCCGUAUUGUAGUUGCUGAACCACCAGAAUUUCUUUCAAUUUUUGAUGUUAUUGCAAACGUUGUUAGCCAGGUUUUAGGUUCCCCUAUUCCAUUGCCCAUCGGAGCUUUAUUUGUCUGUCCUGGAGGCUCUGAAACUGCAAUUGUUGAUAUUUUGAAACUCCGUUCUGACAAAAAUGAAAUGGAAGCUUCAGGUGGAAGAAAUAGUUUGAUAGGGAAAGAUAUACUGCCCCAAGAUACUCUUCAAGUACAAUUUCAUCCACUAAGACCAUUUUAUGCUGGAGAAAUAGUGGCAUGGCGGUCUCAAAAUGGAGAAAAGCUCAAAUAUGGUAGGGUCCCUGAGGAUGUUAGACCAUCAGCAGGACAAGCACUACACAGAUUCAAGGUGGAAACCUCACCUGGUGAAAUGCAGCCACUUCUCUCUUCACAAGUUUUGUCGUUCAGAAGCACAUCGAUGGGCAGUGAGACCACAGUAAUGUUGCCGGAUGACAGUCACACAGCUCAUGGCAUAGGUCAUAUUGAUGCUCCAGAAACCUCUGGAAGAGUCAAAGCAAGAUCAUCCCAGCUUCAACAUGGUAAUGGACUCCAGUAUGGUCGAGUGUCGGCUGCCGAACUGGUGCAGGCAGUAGAUGAGAUGCUUUCUGCAGUCGGGAUCCAUAUGGAUGCUGAGAAGCAGUUGCUACUACAAAAAACAAUAACACUUCAAGAACAGCUAAAGGAUUCAGAGACAGCACUUUUACUUGAGCAGGAAAAGGCUGAUGUAGCAGCAAAGGAAGCUGAUACGGCAAAGGCAGCAUGGGUUUGUCGAGUGUGCUUGACGGCUGAAGUUGAUAUGACAAUGGUGCCUUGUGGGCAUGUGCUUUGUAGGAGAUGCUCUUCAGCUGUUUCUAGGUGUCCAUUCUGUCGGCUGCAGGUCUCAAGAACUAUGAGGAUUUAUAGGCCAUGAAAUUGAAAAUACAUUCUCUUUCGGUUUUUUGAUCAAAAGUGGCAAAAGAGGUUUAUUCAACAUGUACAUUCUACCACUCUGAUGAGAUGAUACGAGGAUAAUCAUAUCAUCAUGCAACCCAAAUUGCCUUCCCUCAGAAACUCUUGAUUGAAUUGUACAUUAAUUGAAUCUGCUACAAUUUUAUUUGUUGUGUACAGAUAUAGAUAUAGCCGUUGAAAAUAGAUAGUGUGUAAAUAUUCAUUGCUUUUUAUAUAAAGUAAUUCCUUGGUUGCU
This is a messenger RNA of Humulus lupulus (European hop), 14793 nucleotides long. RefSeq lists its product as uncharacterized. The coding region runs from base 286 to 14520 and encodes 4744 amino acids. The transcript has 13 exons. Gene Ontology annotation, molecular function: Hsp70 protein binding. The record is from RefSeq and is a predicted model, not a curated record. NCBI's taxonomy places the organism in Eukaryota, Viridiplantae, Streptophyta, Magnoliopsida, Rosales, Cannabaceae.